CUGACUUGUUUUGAGUUGAUGGUAUUUAAUUGUGUCAUAAUUUUCUACGUUUUUAACGGCCACCUAAAACGGUGUUUGGUUAAAAAAGUAGCUUUCGAUUAUAUCUUGAAAUCGUCUGGUACUGUGACUCCUUAAAUUCCAAAUAUUCACGUUAUACCUGGUAAUGUUCCGUUGAAGAAAUUAUCCUUGGGAUAUAUUUUACUGAAAGUUGAACUUCGUCGUAUAAAAAUGGAAUCUCCGAAACAAUCUGAAUCCGACACUUUAGAAUAUUGGAAAAAACAAGCAAAGUAUUAUGAGCAAAAAGUGAACGACAUUCAACAAGAAUUAGAUGAAUACACAGAAAACUCUGCACAACUUGAAAAAGAAUUGGAAGCAUCAUUAGUACAAGUUGAAAAACAAAAUAGGGAUUUAGAUCAUCAAAAUCAAAGACUUAAAAAUGAAAUUGAAAUGCUAAGGAAUAAAUUAGAAAGAAGUCAGCAUGAAACAAAUGCUCUCGAAAAUGAACUACAAACAUUGAAAAUUGAGAAAGAAAACCAAGGUGUUUAUAUUAGAGAAUUAGAGCAAAAGAAUGAUGAUUUGGAAAGAGGACAAAGAGUUAUUUCAGAAUCAGUAUCAUGUAUAGAGACAUUGCUAAACCAAGCAUAUGAAAGGAAUGCUGUUUUAGAGAGUGAAGUAGAUGAAAUUGAAAAUUUGAGGGUCAAGUUACAGAGAGCUACAGAUGAAGCUAGAGAUCUGAAACAGGAACUAAAAGUGAUGGAAAUUGUUCCACCCCAUAAGAAAGAAGACAUAACUAGUGAUGUCCCACACAAUGGAAUUGUUAACAACCCUGCCAGGACUCAUGUUGAAAUUGAAACACAAACAUCUAUUUCUUCACCACAGAAACGUGAAAUAAAUGGCAAUGCAAUGACACCAUCUGCUCGAGUAUCUGCAAUAAAUAUAGUUGGCGAUCUUCUUCGCAAAGUGGGGGCUUUGGAAUCGAAAUUAGCAUCGUGUCGUGGUUCAGUUAGACCUAAAGAACAUUCACCCAAUCCGGGAUCCGAGGUGAAUAAGGACUACAGGUGUGUACUGAAGAACUAACACGCGGCAGUGUCACAUCAGGACGUUCUCACUUCACAGUGAUUGGCAGCUCUCGCUUGAAUAAUAAGGCUCAAUUUAUACCGUGCCGUGAAAUGGAAUGGA
This is a messenger RNA of Chilo suppressalis (striped riceborer), 1179 nucleotides long. The record is from the annotation of a GenBank genome assembly. NCBI's taxonomy places the organism in Eukaryota, Metazoa, Arthropoda, Insecta, Lepidoptera, Crambidae.